Molecule: messenger RNA, 1908 nt
Organism: Homalodisca vitripennis (glassy-winged sharpshooter)
Lineage: Eukaryota; Metazoa; Arthropoda; Insecta; Hemiptera; Cicadellidae
Exons: 14
Coding region: 3-1742 (579 amino acids)
Biological process (GO): phosphorylation
Molecular function (GO): ATP binding; kinase activity
Source: RefSeq, a predicted model, not a curated record
UCAUGGAGUUAGUUGCUCUAAUCUGGCUGUGUGCCGGUGUAUGUUUGGCUAUUAUGUUUCACAAGUUGUACAGUUCAGGCUUGUUGUACUGCAUAAAGUGGUUGGUGAUCUACACAAUACUGAAAUGGAGGAGAUUCUCAACAAAUCACAGAGAGUUAGGUGUACCAAUUUUCGCAUCCAAGAAAGAAGAGCACUUGGAGAACCCCAGGAUAUGGAGCAGAGAAAAGACAUUCCGACGAGACAGCAUGCUGGUGUUCGCCGGUAGCCCAAAUGUUUGGUUGCUAUUGGAACUCGCUAGGGGCCGCCACAAUUCUGCUGCAGCUCGCUUGCGAUUACAGUUUGGCCCCAGUGGUCCUGUUUAUCAGACUUCAGAGCAAGAUAGUCGGCCACGGGCUUGUGAUGGCUGGACAACCAACUCUCUGGCUCUCCAGUGCCUGGAGCCCAUGAGACGCUGGAGGAUUGUCUUUACUGGCAGACUCCACAGCAGAAGUAGCAGUGGCCAGAAAGACACCAAACUCGUGAAAAUCAAUCUAAUAUGGGUAGCUCUAAGUGGACCAUAUUAUUAUGGAAAUGAUGCCAACAUCUCAGCUGUGACUGCAGACUUGGCUGAACAUCCUUUCUCCAAUCUAGGAAUCAAUCUAGAGUCGCUGGGCAAGGGGUAUGAACAGUGGGGUGUCGUGCAGGGGACUGCCAAUAUAGACGGCAGUGUUACCAACAUCCAUGUUCCAUCCCUGCGCUCUCACUGCUGGAAGUGGCCUCACGUGUCUGCUCGGUUGGCAGUAGUGGGGAUUGUGGGUGACGGGACACUGUUCAGCAUUGGUUACAACUUUGCUAAAUUUAGGACUCAGCUAGGACAUGUCAGGUAUACAGAUGGCAGGAUUGAGACUCUUGUAGGCACUUCAGACGUUGACUCUCUAGCUGUGGGGGAUAAGUUCGUCAGAACCUUUAAAAGUGGUUGCUAUGACCACCAAGCCUAUGUUGUUCGAUCUCAGUUCCAACCGUGGGGUCCUCAGCACAUAGCUCUGGCCAGGUGUACCUUUGACAGCUCCCAGGCUACUUGUGUCCUCCUAUCCUGGGUCAAGGGUGUGCCGGAGGAUUUGCCCAGCCUGCCGCUGUUACAGUGUUCACUGACAGAAAGUGUGGAGCUGGUGAUACCAUUGGACCACCCUGCGUGUACCAACCCUGCUGUGGUUGGGGGAAAGGCUGCCUCCCUUGCUCUUCUUCUGGAGACUACCCAUACUUUACUCAGGAGUAAGGCUGUGGUGCCAGCAGGUUUCUGCCUGACCGUACAUGCUAUGCGACUGCAGGCCCAGAGCUCACAGCCACUCUCCUCUGCUGUCAAAUUGCUCAGCCUUGUCAGCUCCGGCCAGGAGCCUGGAGACUUACCGGAGCACUGCCAGCAUGCGGUGACGGCAUGGCUGACAGUACCGAUGUGUACUGCCGUGUUGUCUGUGCUGUCAGGUCAUGUGGUGGCAGACCGUAGUUACGCAGUGCGCUCCUCCUCCACCACGGAGGAUGCAGCUGAUACGUCUGCUGCCGGUCAGAAUGCGACAGUGCUCGGAUGUGUAGGUCUGGAUGCUGUUGUGGCUGCGGUUCACAAGUGCUGGUCUUCUCUGUACACUUAUCAGUCCAUCCAGUAUCGCAGACAGUCAGGUCAGCAGUUGGAUGUUUCAAUGGCUGUUGUUGUACAAGAGAUGGUGGAAGCGACUCUGCAGGGGUCAUGUUUACCAGACACCCUGUAACUGCUGACCCUGCCCAGCUGCUCAUCACUGCCAACUAUGGCUUGGGAGAAACUGUUGUAUCUGGUACUGUUGAACCGGACACUGUAGUAGUGAACACUGAGAACUCUCGUCUAAAUGGUCGAGUCUGUGGUCAAGGGCAGUAAAACUUCCAGGAUUGUUGUAUCAG